AUGACGACGACGACGACGGUACCGCAUGCCACGGUUCCCGCCGUCCCCGCAGCGCGCCUCGUGGGUCAGGAAGCCCGAAUGGUCCUCACAUCCUUACGGGGUGGACCCCCGUACGUGGCACGCGGAACGCUAGCGCAAGACUUGUUGGAUCUACGGGAUCGGCUCCCACAGUUGCGGACUACGACGAACACCACGCUCGCUACCGGUAGCCCCACGACGCCGGUGGGUGAGACUACCCACACCCACACCAACACCAGCAUUAGUGUACACCCCAAUGCGUCCGAUACAGCCGUGGACGAUACGAACGACGACCGUUCGUACGAUUUUGUCCGUCCCUUUCUACAAGUCGUCACGGAUCCACGAGCGGCAGGUCCCCACACACUCGUCGCCUUGCGAUCUCUCCACCGCAUGCUGCUCAACAAAUCCUUGUUUGUCCUUUACGAUCAUCAACAUCAGCAACUACAACACCCACCACCACCAUUGAAAUAUCUGCAGCAAAACCACAGUGCGGUGUUGGCUUCGAUUGUCAAGGCCGUCUUGACGUGUCAGUUUGAACAGACGGAUGCCGGGGCGGACGAAGCCGUAGAAAUGGCCGUCGCCGAAGUCCUCGGACAAGUCGUCGCGCUACUCCCGUCGCUCGGGCUACCGGAAACCGUGGACCCUCGUCACGCCGCUAUCACUCCCGAGACGUUAGCGGAAAUCUUCCACGCCGUCUUUGUCACGCGCACCAGCAGUGCCCUGGCCAAUUCCCCGGCACUGGUCCUGCGCUUGGAAGAUAUACUCCUCCAAAUGACCCAACACGUCUUUCGGCCCGGCUCGCCACCGAACGAAGCAACCGCCACGCCCAAUCGAAAAGUGUGGCUGGGACGAUGUCAAGCCGUUUUGGAGUUCUGGACGCAUCCGCUCCUGCACACGCCCCUGGUCGGUGGGGAUGGAUUGGACGAAUCUACUCGGGAAGAUCAGCGUCUUUACGACGCCACCCGGGUACUCUGCUUGCGAGCGGUACGCACAGCCCUCCAAACCGGAUGGGCCGAAGCCUCAAUCGCUACCAGUUACGAUAUGGACGACGAGGAAGACGACGACGAACACUACCAAAGCCUAAUCAGUAUCAUUCAGGACGAUUUGUGUUUGUCCUUGCUCAUGACUGGUCAGGCCAUUUGGGCUUACCACGAUGCCCACACCAAUAUCUCUCCCGGAUUCGUAUCCCUCGAAGUCUUGUCGGAAAUUUGUGCCACCCUCACGACGCUUUGGAACACCCUCCCACUACGCACCGUGUUAAUUGCGCAGUUUGAAACCAUCUGGACCGGCUUUUACACCCGGGCUCUCGUGCUCUUGCGCAAACGCCACCCACCCACUAAUUCCUUGUCCUUCAACGCCAACUUGACCUUUGACGCCGAAGUGGAAAUUAUUCUCGAAUCGCUCGUGGACGUUCUCUGUCUCCACGAUCACGUCCGCUCUAUUGCCGACGGAGACGGCGGAGCGCUGGAGACAAUGUUUGCCUACUACGAUUGUCAUUUACGUCGCUCCGACGUGGCCGUCGGGCUCAUGGUGGAACUCUGUCGUUGUUGUGGCGGGGCCGUGGAUCCGGACGGGGAGACGCUCGUCCUAACCCCGUCCACCAGCUUUUUGGCGCGGCCCCCCACUUGUGAGGAUUCGGUGCAUUCGGAUACUUCCGAUACGGCGACACCUCCCGAUACGGCCGUAUCGUCUCCCAUGGUACAAGUCGAUCACGUAUGGCGACCGGUUCCGCCCCAUCUCAAGGAACUGUGCGCACAAGCUCUCAUGGGAGGAAUGAAAUGCUUGUUCCGCGACGACAAGGCCUCGGCCGAAACCCUGCUGGAACGAUCACGGCGCAAACGGUCCAUAAUGAGUCGACAACUGAAAGACAGUUUCGAGGAGGCCUUGUCCGAGACGAUCCCCAACACAAACGUUGCCGAAUUAUCGGUGUCACCCUCCUGCACGCACGUGCUCCGAGACGUGAAAACGAAAAAGCGUCUCAUGCGCAAGGCGGCGCGCAUCUUUAACCACAAGGCCUCCCGGGGCAUCGAAUUUUUGCUCGAUGCCGGGCUGGUGGCCGACCCCGUUACUCCCAUGAGUGUCGCUACCUUUUUGCGCAACGGCAUUGUGGUCGGUCUGGACAAGAAAGCGGUCGGCGCGUAUUUAGGCGAAGCCGGUAAGGCUCCCAUUGCCGGCAAGUCGCCACUGUCCUGGGAACGCGACUGGUUUCAUAAGGAUGUCCUACAGAGUUAUUGUGGACUGUUUCGAUUCGAAGGACAGUCCUUGUUGGACGGGCUGCGCAUGUUCUUGGCGGCGUUUCGUUUGCCGGGGGAGGCUCAACAAAUUGAUCGCAUUCUACAAGCCUUUUCCGAUUCGUGUGGACAGGUCUGCGAAGAAUCAGCCGACGGCCGUCUCCAGUUGUUCUCGGAAGACCCUAAGCGGGCAAGUGACGCGGCCUAUCUACUUUCUUUCAGCAUCAUCAUGCUGAAUACCGAUCGACACAACACCAAUAUCCGGGAAGACCGCAAAAUGAGUGCCGCUGACUUUGUCAAGAACAACACGGACUACGGACGUGACAUUACCGAAAAGGGAAAGGAAUUUCCGAGCGAAUUUCUGGAAGGAAUUUACCACAGCAUCAAUGAUGAAGAAAUUCGUACGGAAGGGGAAGGAGCGGACGGCGCCAUGACUGUAGAACGGUGGAAAGAUGUCCUCCGUGGCUCCACCGAAGAAGCCGAAGAUGAGUUUCUGCCCUCCUUGCACGAUGCCGAAGACCUGACCGAACUAGUUCUGGAACACGUGUGGAAGCCAAUCAUGUCGUCCAUUGGAGCUUUCUGGGGGAUGCCUCGUGUAGCAGACGAUGAACCCCUGUCGCCAAGCGAUCCGGCACAAAACGGCAUGCUUGGGGUACAAGGUGCUCGUCUCGGAAUGGACAUGGCGUUAGAAAUGCUGCACGGAGUCCGGAAGUUGGGUCGUAUCGAUAUCUUCCGUAAGAUUUUUUCUUGGAUCUGUGACUAUACCGGUCUAAUUGGGGAUUACUCGGUAGAUGCUGUGGAACGCACCUGGUCGCUGACCAACUCGGUCGAAGCACAGAGUGCCGUUGUUGCUGCGAUUCGUACGGCGCUGGACGCUGGCGAGGACCUGAACGGAGACGGAUGGAAGCGACUCUGGUCCAUCCUUUUCGAAAUGCGCGACUUGAAGCUUCUUGCGUACGGUGGACCUUCUGCCAAGUCAAGUCUACUCCACGAAUCGGAUCCGGACAUCCUCGACGAGAGCGCUCGUCGAGAUUGGACAAUUGUCUCCCCAAGUCGAAGAGCACCCGUAAGCUCGGUUCACGGCAAAGAAGACCUUGUCGUGUGGGACGAUUAUGCACCUAGUGACGACGAAGAGGAGCCACAAUCUGUGGAAGAGUGUGAUGAUUUAUCGAGCGAAAUGGAAGGGCUCAGUCCAGGCGCCGAGUUUGAAAACCUUUUGAUUAGGGAAAGCCUAGGCAUGAGUCGUCAAUUGGACUUACCAGUCACUGGCCUGGAACGAAUGGACGAAGCCAGGCGGCAUCUCGUGUCUCCACGCGCUCGCGUCCGUGGCCGACUGACAAAUGCAUGCAACUUUAAGGCACUUGUUUCGGACAGUCGAUUUCUCAACGACGCGGGAAUUCGUGUCCUCUUGCAAGCGUUGGCGGAGCUCAUCGCAGGCAUGAGUCGGUCGACGAGACUUGCUGAAGCUCCACCGCUUCCUCCCCCAAGCGGAGGUCUCGAACGCAGCUCUAGUAGUGAUUCCAUCGCAACCCCGGUUUUCUUGCCGACUAGUGGGUAUCUUCCGAUUUCCCCGGCUUCCGAAGCGUUUGCUGAAGUUCUCAUAUGCGAAAUUGCUUUGAAGAAUAGAGACAGGUUGAAGAUGCUUUGGAAAGAUGUUCUGCAAGACCAUUACCUGAGCUCUUUGACGAGUAUUCUUGUCAAUCCAGUCGAAGGUGCUAGUACCGCAGUUCCCCAACCAGAUCCAGGUCUCGAGAAGCGAGUCACGGGAUUGCUUCGCAUCAGUAUCUGCGCUGUGCAGCGCGACGAGCUUUCCAACGAAAUUUUGUCUGCAUGGAAAUACUUGCUUCCUAUAAGCGAUGAACAACGAGCGUCGUCGCCUUUGCGUGUGCUCGACAAGCACAUUGGUGAAGGAUUGUGGAGAACCGCAUCUUCGGUUGAUGGCCUUCAUUCACUCAACGCCGAUGGCUGGGAAGGUUUGAUGUCGCUUUUAAAGUGGUGCGCAAAAUGUGGCGAAGACUUGGAUAAACGUGUCCCUUGCUCUAUUGUGGAUGCUCUUAAAGCAUUGGUAGAAGCAGGUCAAAACCGCGCCUAUCCACAGCUGAGUAUCGCAUCUUUGGAUUUGCUUCACACGCUGCACGAGAAAAAAAUAAAUUCGUUGCAAACGGAAUCAUUUUCCGACGAAAACGCUGCUUUGUUCUGGUCCGGAUGCUGGCGAGAGACCGUUGCAGUGAUGGCGGAAGCGGCUGAGCUGUCUUCCGAUACGAAUGUUCGACAACAUUCAUUGUCAAUGCUGACUGAUUUAUUUUUGGAAAAGCGAAAGACUGCAAUACCAGUAGCACACGUUGCUGGUGUCCUCAGUGAAAUAUGCGUCCCACUGGCAGGGCGCUGCAUCUUACGCCUUCAAAUGGGUGAUGAUUCGAUUGAGAAUUCAGACGCGUUGAUGAUUGAGUUUGAGCUGUGCAUCAGUCUUAUCUUCAAGCCCUUGCGACACCAUCUCAACACGGGUAUGUCGGCGAUUUCCGACGGAAACCUUUCAUCCAUUUGGAAGUCGGUGUUAUCUGUUCUCGAAGAACUGCUGCGCGAAGACAGCCCUUCGCUGGACAGCAACGAAGGUCAACCUUCGUUACCGGUGAAUCUGAAAGCUACAAUGAAUCAACUUGUUAACGAACAUCUUCAGAAUGCCAUAUCAGUACUUAUUGCCGCCGGGGUCUUGCUGUCGGAAGGCUACUCCAAAGCUUCAGAGGACAUUUCGUUUAUAACCUGGGAAUCUGUUGGUCGAAUGGGGAUUCCUGAAAGUGCCGUUGUGGAAUGGCGACAGCAAGCUUUGCAUGAAUCAUAAUAAAUUGUAUCGAUUUAUCUCAAUCAAAUCAAAAACUGUCCCUUUACGGAUCAAGCCACUAUGUAUUUGCAAUAUCCAAGUAGUAUGCAACUGGGACUAAUGUAGUGAAUAUUUAAAAGAAGCGCAAGUUUCGC
Molecule: messenger RNA, 5222 nt
Organism: Phaeodactylum tricornutum CCAP 1055/1
Lineage: Eukaryota; Bacillariophyta; Bacillariophyceae; Surirellales; Neidiaceae
Exons: 4
Coding region: 1-5088 (1695 amino acids)
Biological process (GO): regulation of ARF protein signal transduction
Molecular function (GO): guanyl-nucleotide exchange factor activity
Source: RefSeq, a predicted model, not a curated record